Molecule: messenger RNA, 2632 nt
Organism: Cuscuta campestris
Lineage: Eukaryota; Viridiplantae; Streptophyta; Magnoliopsida; Solanales; Convolvulaceae
Source: the annotation of a GenBank genome assembly
GAAAAGUUUAUUUAUGGACGGAUGGAGUAUUGAACAAGUGUGGAUAAAAAAUUGACUCAUUUAAUUGUUGGAAGGGAAUGUAAUUUUGAGGGAGGGAGUCUUUUAGGUUGAAAAUAAAGUAUUUAAACAAAAAAAUAGUCUUUUUUGAAGGAAAAAAAGAGUUUUUUGUUGGGAAGGAAAAUGUAAACUUGACUCCCCUGCAUGACCUUUCUUUCUUUGUCACUGUUCCUGGCACACCAGAUAGAUAUAGAAAAACAUGAGGGCGCAGCCGCCAUUAAAGCAGAUAGAGGCAGAGUCCAAGACAGCCUGAAGAAGCUUCAGAUCUGAUCUGAGGAGCAGAGCAAAAGAAGAAGAAGAAGAAGAAGCAGAGUGGUCUGAGUGCCUGUUUGGUUUCUGGAAAAAUGCAUACUAGGUACAUGGAUAGAUCUUCUAGUAUUGCCCGUGAGAAACGGGCUUUGGAUCCGGGUAAUGGGUCUGAAGAUGUUCAGCCCGAGAAGAAACGCCCUGCUCUUGCCAGUGUCAUUAUUGAAGCCCUUAAGGUGGACAGCCUGCAGCGGCUUUGCUCUUCCCUGGAGCCAAUUCUUCGGAGAGUUGUUAGUGAAGAAGUGGAGCGUGCGUUGGCCAAGCUGGGCCCCGCCAGAAUUAAUGAGAGGGUUUCUCCAAAAAGUAUUGAAGGGCCCGAUGGAAGAAAUUUACAACUCCAAUUCAGGUCAAAAUUGUCACUACCUCUCUUUACAGGUGGGAAGGUUGAAGGAGAACAAGGUGCUGCACUCCAUGUUGUCUUGCUUGAUGGAAACACAGGCCACAUUAUAACCUCAGGCCCAGAAUCGUCAGUUAAAUUAGACGUUGUUGUGCUCGAUGGAGGCUUCAAUAAUGAAGAUGAAGAUGGUUGGAGCCAAGAAGAAUUUGAAUCUAAUAUAGUGAAAGAGCGCGAAGGAAAAAGGCCACUUCUGACUGGGGACUUGCAAGUUAUAUUAAAGGACGGAGUCGGGACCCUUGGGGAGUUGACAUUUACAGACAAUUCCAGUUGGAUCAGAAGCAGAAAAUUUAGACUGGGUUUGAAGGUCACUUCGGGCUUUUGUGAGGGUAUUCACAUUCGUGAGGCUAAAACAGAUGCCUUUACCGUCAAGGACCACAGAGGCGAAUUGUACAAGAAACAUUAUCCACCUGCUUUAAGUGAUGAAGUCUGGAGAUUGGAAAAGAUAGGGAAGGAUGGGUCUUUCCACAAGAGGCUGAAUAAAUCUGGAAUACAUAAUGUGGAAGAAUUCCUACGAUUUGUUGUGAGGGACCCACAAAGGCUUCGAAAUAUCUUGGGAAGUGGAAUGUCAAAUAAGAUGUGGGAAGCUCUUGUGGAACAUGCAAAGACGUGUGUACUAAGUGGAAAACUCUAUGUCUACUAUCCUGAUGAUCUGAGGAAUGUUGGGGUCGCGUUUAACAACGUAUAUGAAUUGUGCGGUCUGAUUGCUGGUGGAGAGUAUCAUUCUGUCGAUUCUCUUUCAGAUCAUCAAAAGGUUUAUGUGGAUACUUUAGUGAGGAAGGCAUAUGAGAACUGGAUGCAUGUGGUUGAAUAUGAUGGUAGAGCUCUCAUGAGCCUCAACGAAAACAAGAGCACCGAUUCUUCUCGGAAUUGCCAAGCAAUUGGCUCUCACGACCAUUCGAACUCUUUCAACCACCAGAUAAAUAAUAUAUCAAGUCUCUCAAACUCGAGUUCUUCGGAGCAGUCUUCUAUUGGAUAUGAUCCCAAUAAUAGUAGCGGAUACGCCAUGCAGUCUGCGAACGUGGAUGUCAACACCGAUGUACAUUUGAAUGACAUUUCUUUCCAGCACCAAAUGGUGGUUGGAGGAAUAUCAGAACCACCACCACCGCCGCCGCCACCACCACAACAACAGCUAGCCCUUACUUGUGGGAAUAAUUACAGCCUGCCAUUGCUUUCUCCUCCUGGAGCGCCAAUCCUGACUCCUUAUCAGGGGCCCACCGAUGACGACUGCUUCUUCACUGAGGAAAUCCGGUUAAGAAGCCACCAGAUGCUUGAGAAUGAAGACAUGCAGCAUCUCCUUCACAUUUUCAAUACUGAAGAGAGUUAUCUGCCUUAUACUGCUGCUGCUGCUGCACAACAACAACAUGUUCCCGUUAUGCCCCCAUCUUUUGGGUUCAGCGAGGAGCCUUCCCAGUCCUCGGGGAAAGCUGUUGUGGGUUGGCUCAAGCUUAAAGCCGCACUGAGGUGGGGCAUUUUCGUCCGAAAGAAAGCUGCUGAAAGGAGGAGAGCACAGAUUGUUGAGUUGGAUUAGAAGUCCCCUAGUUUUUCUGCAAGAAGAAGUCUAUUCCACGAAUGCCACGUCUGAUGGGCUUGAUCACGUAUGGGCUUUAUCCGGGCCCAUGUAUACCGCUAUGUGGUGGGUCUGGGCUUAAGCACAUGGAGUUCGAGCGAUACGAAAGCCCAAUGGAUUUGAUCUGCUGAGUCUUGGAUGACAUUUCAAGCUAUGGCUUCCCAUCUGAUUGCAGCAUUACUGUUGGAUUUUGUUUGCAGUUAACUACUAUUGUACUAUGUGAUACUCUCUGGGCAUAUUUUCUUACCUGAGUAAUAAAUUUGUUCUACACUGACAUACUGCAAUAAUCAACAUUGAUUGGUCUU